AUGGUCGAUCUCGGCGGCUCCCUAGCAGUAGCCUCACGCGGUCUCUUCGCAACCGGUGUUUCCACUGACUUGAACGUGACUUACCUCUCUUCAGGCGGCAAGAUUGGGGAUUUGAUAAAAGCCGAAGUGACGUGUGAUAAAUUCGGCAAAACUUUAGCUUUCACAUCCAUCGCCUUCAGUAACAACAAAGGCGAAGUCUUCGCACGAGGAAGUCACACCAAAUACGUUGCGUUGGCUUGGAAGGACCCUAACAACAUCGUCGAGGAACUUUCACCAAAACCGGAGAAGAAGGACUAG
Messenger RNA from Alternaria arborescens, 297 nucleotides. RefSeq lists its product as hypothetical. Gene Ontology annotation, molecular function: fatty acyl-CoA hydrolase activity. NCBI's taxonomy places the organism in Eukaryota, Fungi, Ascomycota, Dothideomycetes, Pleosporales, Pleosporaceae. The transcript is spliced from 2 exons. Bases 1 to 297 code for a protein of 98 amino acids. The record is from RefSeq and is a predicted model, not a curated record.